Messenger RNA from Ostreococcus lucimarinus CCE9901, 303 nucleotides. RefSeq lists its product with no specific name. The record is from RefSeq and is a predicted model, not a curated record. NCBI's taxonomy places the organism in Eukaryota, Viridiplantae, Chlorophyta, Mamiellophyceae, Mamiellales, Bathycoccaceae. The transcript has a single exon. Bases 1 to 303 code for a protein of 100 amino acids.
AUGCACGCCCCGAUAAACUUCAUCAUGCACUGGAUCAGAAUUGGUACGGGAUCCUUCGCCGCGCGAAUGAAUCGAAUCGGAACUGAGCACAGAAAACGCGCGAUGAGCUCGUCGACGAAGAAGUGGCUUGCCUUGGACGCCGUCUCCGGUGAAACCGCGGUGAUCAUGGCGAUCGGUGCUGGGGGGUUACUCGGAUGCGCGUACGCGAUAGGUCAGGGAAAGCCGCAUUUCGAGGCGUCAAAGAAGCGUCGAGAGGAAGAAGUCAUGAGAACGAAGAAGACGGAUGAAAACGAAAAAGAGUAG